AUGAGAGUUCUGAUUGUCGCCGCCGUCCUCGCCUGCGCCGCAGCCGCGCCCUCCGGUCUGCUGGGAGCAUCUUACGGCCAUGGCCUUCUUGGUCACGCCGGUCUUGCGGCAGCCCAUGCGGCUCCGUACGCCCUAGCCGCCCCCCUGGCUGUGGCUACCGCCCCCCUGGCUGUAGCCCACGCCGCCCACGUCGCUGCCCCCGUGGCUGUUGCCCACGCCGCUCACGUCGCUGGUCCCGCUCUCCCCACCAUCUCUCCCGGAGACCUCGCUGGUGCCGCCAUCGACGCCCAUGUUGAAGCUGCCGACCAUGUCCGCGCCGCCGCUGAUGCCGCCCGUGAAUACCAUGACCAGGCCUCCGAGCUCCACGGACAGGCCAUCAACGCCGCUGAAGACCACUCUUGGCAAGCGGUCGACGCUGUGAAGACCGCUGAGGCUCAGUUGGACGGUGCCGCCGCUGGCGCAGCCCCCGUGCUCGCUAAGCAGCUCGCUGGUCACGUCGCCGCUGCCCCCGCCGCUCUCGCGUACGGUGCCGCUCACGGUGUUGCCUACGGUGCCGCCCAUGGCGUCGCCUACGGUGCUGCCCCCGCCGUGGCCUACUCCGCGCCUGCGCUCGCUGCCAGCAAGACUGUAGUUAGCCAGUCCCUAUCCCAGUCCCACCCCGCCCCCGUGGUGCACGCUUCCUUCGGCAUUGCCCACGCCGCCCCCUACGGUGUAGCCCACGCUGCUGCCCCCGUCGCUUACGCUCAUGGACUCCACGGACACACAUGGUAA
This is a messenger RNA of Spodoptera littoralis (African cotton leafworm), 771 nucleotides long. Lineage: Eukaryota; Metazoa; Arthropoda; Insecta; Lepidoptera; Noctuidae. The record is from the annotation of a GenBank genome assembly.